Molecule: messenger RNA, 3347 nt
Organism: Onychostoma macrolepis
Lineage: Eukaryota; Metazoa; Chordata; Actinopteri; Cypriniformes; Cyprinidae
Product: zinc transporter ZIP3-like
Exons: 3
Coding region: 208-1152 (314 amino acids)
Biological process (GO): zinc ion transmembrane transport
Cellular component (GO): plasma membrane
Molecular function (GO): zinc ion transmembrane transporter activity
Source: RefSeq, a predicted model, not a curated record
AACUAGGUAGGCAGCCUACUUGAUAUUGAGACGCAGCAACUGAACAGGCAUUGCAGCUUUCAGCAGCAGGAAGUAUUGGCACAAACACGGGGAUGCUGUCCAUGACCUGACCAGUCGGCCUGAAGACGUGUCUUUGGAUUCAGUGUUUGUUUGUUUUUUAAGAUACAAAUGCUUUGUUGAAGUGGGAUCACAGCCCAUCUCCUAAGUAUGGAGAUAGCUGUAGCCAAAAUCCUGUGCCUGCUGGGGGUGUUUGCCCUGAUGUUAGGGGGCAUCCUUAUUCCUGUGCGGAUGAUGCAUACGGAGUAUGAUAAAAUCGCAAGGUACAGAAGAGUGGUUGCUUUAAGCAACUGUUUCGGAGGAGGUGUAUUCCUGGCCACCUGCUUCAAUGCCCUUUUACCAGCAGUUAGAGCAAAGGUUGAUGACGUUCUGGAAACGUUAAAAACCGCCAAUCAUUACCCUCUGGCAGAGACGAUGAUGAUGAUUGGGUUUUUCCUCACAGUAUUUGUGGAACAGGCCGUGCUCACUUUCCGCAAGGAGAAGCCCUCGUUUAUCGACCUGGAAACGUUUAAUGCUGGUGGCUCGGCAGCAGGGAGUGACUCGGAGAAUGAUGCUCCAUUCAUCGCUCCCACCCGAGGUUCCAGAGACCACCAGUACCAUUCCCAUCACCACGGACACUUCCACCCUUCAGAGCUGACGCACGCUGGGCCAUUGAGAUUAGCUAGCCUGGUGCUAGCGCUGUCCGCUCACUCUGUCUUUGAGGGCCUUGCGUUGGGCCUUCAGGAAAAGGGGGCUGAACUCGGAACUCUCUUCAUUGGAGUGGCCAUCCACGAGACACUGGCAGCCGUGGCUCUGGGGGUUAAUAUAGCCAAGGCGGGCAUCUCUUUACGGGAUGCCAGUAAACUGGCCGUUACAGUGAGCCUAAUGAUUCCUCUGGGCAUCGGGAUUGGAAUGGGUAUUCAGACGGUCCAGCACCUGGCAGAAAGUAUUUUAUCUGUAGUGCUCCAGGGCCUGGCAGCCGGCACGUUCCUCUUCAUCACUUUCUUUGAGAUCCUCUCACGAGAGCUGGAAGAUAAACAUGACAGGCUACUGAAGGUGCUGUUUCUUGCACUGGGCUACAGUGUACUAGCAGGGCUCGUCUUCGUCAAAUGGUAAAAGGGGUUCAAAAUGUAACAUUUUAUAAAACUGCAUACUGUUCUUCUAGAGCACCAUCUGUCAAACAUUAUAACCAACGGUUUCUGUAAAUCUACUGUAUAACUUUUGAUAUUUUAUAGAGCAAGUGUUUUCAAACUUUUUGAUGCCAAUUACCACAAAAUAUGAUGAUUUUAUGUUAUUUAUAUUAUAUUUAUAAAAACAGCUGUAAUGGCCUAUAUAUAUAUAUAUAUAUAUAUAUAUAUAUAUAUAUAUAUACAGUGCCUUGAAAAAGGUUUUUGCCCCUUCCUGUUUUUUUUUUGUUUGUUUGUUUUUUGCAUAUUUGCGAAUUUAAAAGAUUUAAUAUUACACAAAGAUAAUGCAAGUAAAUACAAAAUGCAGUUUUUAAAUGAUGAUUUCAUUUAUUAAGGGAAAAAAGCUGUCCAAAUCUGCAUGACAACCCUAAAAAAAUGUUUUUUAUUUUUGCAAAUUUUAUGCGACCCACUUGUAGGACCCUGGACCCCAUUUGGAAAAAAGCCUCUAUUAAUGUUAUAAUUUUGACUUCUACCCUUUUAUGUCUGACUCAAAUCUUCUGAUGAAUUUCAGGCUAAGAGACAGUUUGUAGCCAAUAGUUCCACCCCUUUUUUUUUACUCAUCCUUUAUGUAAAUAUCAUACAUAGUCAAUAUUUACCAAUAUUACAAUGACUGUUUUGAAGGAUUUGCUUGUAGAUACUAUUAGCUGAAUGCACAUGUAGGAUGUGAAUGUUAAAUGUUUUAGUGAGAACUUUGCGUUGAAGUUCCAGUUUUAGAUUCGCAUGUAGUUGAGUGCUCAGAAUUCAGUCAAACUACUUGACACAAGUUUCACUGGGGGAAAUACUCCUGAUGUAGACAGAGACUCAGUUUUUGCUGUGAGCUGACAGACAGAUUUUUGUUUAGAAUCAGAACAGGACGUUUUUUAGGUGAAUGUAUUUGAGCAAGCUGGGUCUGGUGGUUCACUAUUUGAUCUGAUGUUAUAUUAUAGUUAUAUGCUUAAUUCAGAUUGUUCAUUGUUACUUUUAAAGCUAUAUUUGAUCUAUUUUAUCAUGUUCUCAGUUUGAGUGUCAUGAAUAUUUUGCCUCAUAAAUAAGUAAAUAAAGAGAAAUGCUGAAUUUAUAAAUCCACUUACAAGCUUAUGAGGCGUUAUGAAAAUGGCGUAUAUUGAUAUUGCCCAGAGUGAGCCUCAGGAAAUUAAAACUUAACCGUGUAUUGCUUCUUUGUUUUCUUUGUUUUGUAUUCCUGUAUUUUUUGUGUCUCUUACAGCUUUAAGAACCUUUAUGGUUAUAUUGUUUUAAGCCUAUCAGGGAGAUUCUUAGUCUUUUCAUUGUUUAAGUAUUUCUGGGCAGUUUCAACAAAUCAAGCAACAUAUGAAGAAAGAAGCUUUAGUCUUAAAGGAUCUAAAGACUCUUUAUAGCAACCUGUGUAUGCUGCUUUAAGAGUGCAACCAUACAUUUAUGGUUUUAAUUUUUUUCUUUUCAUUAAUUUUUAAUAAUUUAUCAUUUGAUUAUUUUAUUAUUCCAUUGAAUUAUUUAUAAUAAUCAUAUACUCUUAAUUCAUUGAUCAGUCAUUUUAUAUGAUUAUAUUUUGUAUUAUUUCUCUUUACUGUUUAAUUUAUUGUGUCGUGUUUUCUUUGCAAACAGGUUACAGAUAAGAAAAGGUCUUCAUUUAAGGUUUUUAAUGUCAUUGGACAUUGUUGCAAGCAGUAAAUUUCCAUUGAUAUUGCUUGUGGUAAUAACAUUGGUUGGACUGAGCAUUGAAACGAAUGCAACUGAGAUUAUUCCGUAUAAUUUUACCAUCACCACUUCUUUUUUCUGCUUCCCCUGGCUUCCUGUGCCUGUUGAGAAAAGACUGUUAAUACAGCUUUGGGUAGUGAAACACUGAUUUUGGGCACUGGACAAAACCUACUAUUAACAGGUUUUGGGUACCAGAUAUUUUCAGGCAGGAACUGGCAUCUGGGAUUGGAUCCAAUAUUCCUGAUGUGGAGACUCGAUCUAAGAUUUUUCGGCGGGAUGUCGGCACUAUCUGUCAAUCUGUAGCCAUUUCCUGCCUGUGCUCUUUUCCUUGUGUCAAUAAGAUUUAGUAUUUCAGUGUUGCAAAACACUCCUUUUUUAAAUGCAUACAGGAUUUAAUGUAAUUAUUGAUCAGCUUUAAUUUUUGGUUUAAUAAAGUGAUUUUCCUGGUUA